AUGAUUGAGACGGCUGUUGCAGGCCGCGCCAUUCCAGUAUGGGCACCGCUCCUACUGGCCAUCGCGUCCUAUGGCGCGCUGGUUCUAUAUCGACUCUUCAUUUCUCCCUUGAGUAAAAUCCCUGGUCCAUGGCUCACAAGAAUAUCCGCUAUUCCGGAAGUCAACGCCCUCAAGGCCCAAAGACGCACCGACUGGGUGAACAGCCUCUUCUUGGAGAAUCCUGGCGCAGUUGCUGUACGGACAGGCCCGAAUUCAGUCUCGUUCAAUCACCCAGAUGCCGUCAAAGCAAUCUACGGCCAUGGGAAAGGUGCAGAGGGCUUUGGCAAGUCAACUUGGUACGAUGCUUUUUCGACAACCGGCGAAUCGCUUUUUUCAACGCGUUCCAAAAAACGCCAUGCUACCAAGAGACGAAUGGUCGCGCACGGCUUCAGCAUGCAAUCUCUUUCCCUCUUCGAACCAUACAUGGACAUGACAAUGCAAAAGUUCCUCCAGAAGAUGGAUGAGUUCGCGAGCACCCAGCAACCCUUCGACAUAUAUUUCUGGUUCGAGCUUUUCACCAUGGAUCUGAUGGGAGAACUGGCCUUUGGACAAAACUUUGGAGCCCUCCAAUCCGGUAAGCCGGUGCGGUACUCCAAGCUCGUGGAGCUCUCCCAGCGCUUUGCGAACUUGAGUGGGAUGCUACCAUUCGGCAAAUACAAUGUCAAAGUUCUCAGCUGGGUGCCGAUCCCAUAUAUCCAAGGACUGUAUCAGGCAAGGCUUGAAUACCUGGACUACGCUAGGAAGGCUUUGGAAAAGCGAUUCCAAGACAAUCGUCAGCAAGUUCUCCCCAGCGGCAAGCCGAGGCAAGAUAUCAUGCAACGAUUCAUCGAAGCGCAAGAUCCGGAAACCGGAGCACGUAUGGAUUUUCCAGAACUUAGAGCUGAGGCAUCUUCCUUGAUGGUCGCAGGAGCAAGUACUGGGAGCGUAACCAUGAAUUGGAUGACGUACUAUUUGUCAAAGAACCCCUCAGUUAAAGCCCGUAUCAUACAGCAACUGGAAAAAAUGUUCCCGGACGACCUCGACGGAUCCACACCUAUUCCAUUUGCAAAGCUACAGCAUCUGAGCCUUCUAGAAGCAACUGAGAUCGAAUGUCUUCGCCUUCAUCCUCCGAUCGGGUACGCCAUGCCAAGGAUGACUCCAUCCAGUGGUGCUGUCAUCUGCGGAAAAUUCAUUCCCGGUAACGUCGAUGUAGGUGUGCCUGCUGCCAUUAUUGGGAGAAAUCCGGCAGUCUAUCGUGAUCCCAACAGUUGGCUUCCUGAUCGGUGGCUGGACGAGAAAGCAGAUCUGUCGACCAUGAAAUUGUGCUUUCUUGGUUUCGGCUAUGGCAGCAGACAGUGUAUUGGAAGGAACGUUGCCAAUCAGUUUGUGAUGAAGAUGAUUGCGACAUUGUUGCUUAGAUACGACAUUCAACUAGAAGAUCCCAACCUGGUACUAGGCUCGAAGGAGUUCACAAUCAUCAAGCCGGAUAAGAAUUAUAAUGUGAUUCUGAGGCCAAGGAAGCAUUGA
This is a messenger RNA of Exophiala xenobiotica, 1545 nucleotides long. RefSeq lists its product as uncharacterized. The record is from RefSeq and is a predicted model, not a curated record. The coding region runs from base 1 to 1545 and encodes 514 amino acids. Gene Ontology annotation, molecular function: oxidoreductase activity, acting on paired donors, with incorporation or reduction of molecular oxygen; monooxygenase activity; heme binding. NCBI's taxonomy places the organism in Eukaryota, Fungi, Ascomycota, Eurotiomycetes, Chaetothyriales, Herpotrichiellaceae. The transcript is spliced from 3 exons.